AUGGCUAAGAGUCCUGAUAAUAGGAUCACAAACAAAGAUGCUGAGAAUGGGAAAAAGGAGAGCAAAAGUCGAAGAAGGGUUGAAAUAAAGAAAGUUGAAGACAAGAACAAGCGUCACGUGACCUUCUCCAAGCGCAAAAGGGGUCUCUUCAACAAAACAGCAGAGCUCAGCGUUUUGACCGGUGCUGAGACGGCAGCAAUCGUUGUGUCAAACAGUGGCAAGGUGUUCUGCUUCGGAAGUCCCUCCCCUGACGCCGUCAUCGAACGCUACGUUGGUCACAAUGCUUCAUUAUCUGCAGGUCAACCAGAUAAUUAUCAUCCUCAAAUCAACAACACUCAUCGUUCUACUAAUUCUUCCAAUGUUAAUACGAGUAGUAGUAAGAAGCAAAUACAAGAUUAUGAGAAAGCUUCGAGACUCUUGAAGGAAGAGAAAAUAUUGAAGGGUGGGAAGAAAAGUAAUAGUAACAACAAUGAAGAAGAUGAAGGAGGUUGUUCUUAUGGGUGGUGGGAGAGACCGAUUGGAAUGAUGAGUAGUUUGGAGGAGUUAGAAGAGUACAGGGAAGCCUUGUACAAGUUAAAGCACAAUGUGGAGGUUCGAACCAAUCAGCUGAUUCGGGAAACUACUCCUUCCGAUCACUUCUCCUCUCUUUUGUCUAUGGAUGAAACAUGGAGUCCUCCAAAAUUAAGCCAGGGUCAAGGGUGCACAGGGUGCAUGGGACAUGAAUUUUAUUAUUUCUUGUGA
Pyrus x bretschneideri (Chinese white pear) is the source of this 741-nucleotide messenger RNA. Its product is annotated as agamous-like MADS-box protein AGL62. Gene Ontology annotation, biological process: regulation of transcription by RNA polymerase II. The transcript has a single exon. NCBI's taxonomy places the organism in Eukaryota, Viridiplantae, Streptophyta, Magnoliopsida, Rosales, Rosaceae. Bases 1 to 741 code for a protein of 246 amino acids. Gene Ontology annotation, molecular function: protein dimerization activity; RNA polymerase II cis-regulatory region sequence-specific DNA binding; DNA-binding transcription factor activity, RNA polymerase II-specific. The record is from RefSeq and is a predicted model, not a curated record.